Messenger RNA from Pedinophyceae sp. YPF-701, 2142 nucleotides. Lineage: Eukaryota; Viridiplantae; Chlorophyta; Pedinophyceae. The record is from the annotation of a GenBank genome assembly.
AUGCGCGGCGCGGGCGGCAAGCGGACGCCCUCGCGCGACGACUACCUCGGAGCAGCAGAGAGCGCGCAGGCAAUGCAUCGUUCGCUGGACACGUACAACGUCUCCGUGAAGUGCCAGGACAACACGGUCCUAGCGGCCUUCAUCGUGGAGCUGCUUAGUAUGCGCAUCUCUGACUCGGUCGACGCGUCCCUGAGAGAGGUGCUGAAGGGCGUGAGCAACAUCCCUCUCAGGCUGUGGAGCGCGGCCAUGGUGCGCGAGCACAUCAAGGCGGCCGGCCCCAACUUGUGCAGCGUCAUUGACAAGUACCUGUUCAAAAGGUACCCGCCGGCUCCGCCAACAGCCGCCGAAAGGGCGUUCCUCCAGCGCUUGAAGCACCCGUGUCAGGCGGAACGACCCGUGGGCGCGGACAGCACGAACCUGAACUUGCCACCCCGCCGCCAGAGCCGACCGAACGGGGCGGGGGAGUCGGGGAGCGAUCCUUGUGGGCCGGGACAGCCGGCGCGUACGUCGGCUGCGCAGGCAACCAAACGAUCCAAGAAAGCCCCGGCAGCGGCUCCGGAGCCCACCUCGGAGGCGCGGCCUGCGAAGCGCGCGCGGAAGGAGUACACGACGAAGCUGGGCACGACGUCGAGCGCCCUGCUGAUCACCCUGUACAUGGGCCUGCAGCGCGGGCAGGAGUUCAUGGUCAAGGACGACGUGAUCAAGGAGGCCACGCGCCUUGGCAUCGCCGACGUCGGCAUGCAGGCGCAGACGUCCUUCUGGUCCAACGAGGCCAAGUCGUACUACAGCGGCUGGUCGAGCAUGAAGACGCUCCUCACCAACGAGCUGGUCACCAAGAACAAGACCCGCAACAAGUUCUACCUGCUGCCGCGCGGUCAGCCGCUCGCACGGCGACUCUACUUCGAGGGCGUCGCGGCCGGAAGGAUUCCGCCCCUGCGCCCCGAGGACCUGAUGGGCGACCCAGAGGCUGCCGUCGCUGCCGGGGAUGGUGCGGCGGCAGGCCAGCAGACCAAUAGCGACACGGCGGGCGCGGGGCCAGGGGACUCGCGGAACGCGCCCGGCCCGACGUCCGCCCCAGUCAGCCGCGCGAACUCGAGCCUCCAGAGGCGUCCGCACGGCGUGGAGGUCGAGGGGUCCGUUGCGGAGAACCGCAAUCGCAGCGGGCAGACCACGCACGGGUGGUGGCGCACUGCGGGGCUGGGCGAGGAGCUGCAGGAACGCAUGCCGCCGCUGCACGCCGACGAGACCUUCCGUCAGGCGUACGAGGUGGUGCUGAUCUUGGACAACCGGGAGUGGAUGCGGCCGGCGAGGAAGAACGAUCCGUUCUCGCUCGACCACGCGAUCGUCGCGGGCCACCUCGCCAGCUGGAACGUCAAGGUGGAGUUCAUGCAGCUCGAACAGGGCGACGCGCUGUGGGUCGCGCGGCGCAGAGACAGGCCGGCGGAGCAGUACGUGCUGGACCGCGUCGUGGAGCGGAAGCGCGUGGACGACCUGCACAAUUCGAUCAUUGACCGGCGGUACCAGGCGCAGAAGUACUGGCUGAUGCAGUCGGGCCUGCGGUACCUGUUCUACCUGGUGGAGGGCAACCCCAUGGACAUCAACAAGAUGCCCACCGUCACCGCGCAGGUGACGGACGCCUCCGUCCGGCGCCUGAAGACGUCGUGCAUCGCAACGGAGAUCAAGCACGGCUUCUGCCUGCUGCGGACCGCCCAGCAGACGGACACGCUGCAGCUGUACGCCAGGAUGACCAAGGAGCUGGAACAGGCGUGCGCGGACUACGCGGGGCCGCGCCAGAGCGACUUGGUGACUCUGGACGACUUCACGACGAAGAUGCGGUCGUCCAAGAAGCUCAGUUCCCGAGACAUCUGGGUGCAACAACUAUGCAAGGUCCCGCGGCUAGGGGCGGAGGCCGUCGAGGGUAUCGUCAGGGAAUUCCCGACGCCUCUCGCGCUCUUCAGGCAGUAUCGGAAGUGCGCGGCGGACGCGAGGGCGCAGGGUGGCGACCCCGCACGCGCCUGCAUGGUCAUGCUGCAAGACGUCAAGCGGAACGGCCGCCGGAUCGGACCCGCCGCGAGCACCAAGGUGUGGGAGCUCUUCGUGGGGCCGCAGGCCGCGGGGGGCGGCCCUUCCUGGAGCGUGUGA